This is a messenger RNA of Owenia fusiformis, 760 nucleotides long. NCBI's taxonomy places the organism in Eukaryota, Metazoa, Annelida, Polychaeta, Sabellida, Oweniidae. The record is from the annotation of a GenBank genome assembly.
CAGUACAAAUAUGGAACAUCGUUAAAGUUACGAGCUUACUUAAAGAUCGGAAGUAAGACUCAUGUUGAUUAUACACUGACGUACAACGUGCCAUCUUACUCGCAAACGUGGUCAAAAUAUUGGCAGUGGAAUAUCGACAUAUGGGGUAUCAAUAUAUACGUUGGUUCUUUAACUCUGAGUAUUACCAUAAAACCAGGUGUACACUUUACGGUGAAGGUGUAUCCUUGCUCCACUGGGUGUGCAGUCUGUGCCAAAGUUACUCCGAAAGUGACUCUACAAAUAACUGGAGGAGCUACAGCUAGUUUGGCAUCAGUCGUCAGAGGUGGUAUCAGAGUCAGUGUAAACCUCAAUUAUCUUGUCGAGGGUGAUGGACGGGUAGGUGUCUUUACUUCAACAUGUGUCGGUCUUUACCACGGGCAUGAUCCCAUGACCGUUAGCAUCUCAGCGUGGUAUCAGAUUCGCACUAAAGUCAGAGUAAAAGUUAGCUGGUGGCCGCCAAGAUUUUCGGUCAGAUGGGAAUGGGGAUCCGUUAAAACAUGGAGUCCAAAAUCGUCGUCAUGGAGCAUAGGGUCGGCAUCCAGGAAAACAAUUUACUACAAGUGCAUAUCAGGACUAGGGCGGAAGCGUGACGUAUCGUCGGCAGCAUUUAUGUUAGCAGGCCCUAUUAAAUCCUGAUCAGAUGCUUUGGAUGACAUAUAGAAUUUUGCGAUAUUAAUAACAAACAGAAUGAAUAAAUGUUGAAAAUGAUAUUUACAAUUUA